This is a messenger RNA of Bathycoccus prasinos, 333 nucleotides long. RefSeq lists its product with no specific name. The transcript has a single exon. Bases 1 to 333 code for a protein of 110 amino acids. The record is from RefSeq and is a predicted model, not a curated record. NCBI's taxonomy places the organism in Eukaryota, Viridiplantae, Chlorophyta, Mamiellophyceae, Mamiellales, Bathycoccaceae.
AUGUCCCUGAGAGGCGUGCACCCUUUCUUGCACCGGACGACGCGUUUACACAUCAGCGUGUUCAAAAAGUUUGGCUUUUCAAUGCACCCUCUGAAUCCAUCUCUCCCGUUAUCGCACCAGGCGCCUUUCUCCCUCGUGCACGCCACGCACGGUUUCGACCAUUUUUUAUGGCGUCCAAAGAGCACUUUUUCUUCUCCUUUUGAGGAUGCUUUUUUUGAGGAUGCUGCUGCUUCCACCGAGUUUAAGGAGGAAAAAGAGGACGCGAAGAAGAAGAGAAAAAAGAAGAGAAAGAGAGCAGUUUUUUUAAAAGCAGUAAAGGAGGGAAAGGAUUGA